UUUUUUUUUUUUUUUUUUUGAAAAAAAGGCUAAUAGAAACUCAGUUUUCAUUUCAUACGUAAUAGUAACAUUAUGGAUAUAGUUCAUAUGUGGCUUCGAAAUGCUGGUGACUGGUAAGGAUAAAAAAAAGUUGUAAACCUACUUUCUUUUCUUGUGUCCAUCUCCAUAACCAACUUCUUGUUUUGUCUUCUUUAUCUUUUCUUCAUUCAAAGGGGUUUGUGAAUAGAAACAAUGGCUAAUGCAAAGGAAACAACUCUUUACAUAACAAUCUCUGUAGUUGCUUUUGUCAUUGGUAAGAUCAUAAUAGCUCUUCUUCUCUACAAGAGAUGGAAGAGAAAACAUACAGUUCAUGAAAAUGGAUUUCCAGUUAAAGGAGGGAAGAUGGUGAUGUUUAGGUCACCAUUACUAAACUCUGUUUCCUCAGACUUGUUUAUGAAGAAGACACAUAAGCUAAGUAACAAAGACAUUCUUGGUUCUGGAGGAUUUGGAACUGUUUACAGACUAACCAUCAAUGAGUCAACAGCUUUUGCUGUGAAGAGGCUAAACAGAGGAGACUCUGAGAGAGACGGAGGGUUUCAUAGAGAGUUAGAAUCAAUGGCUGAUAUAAAACACAGAAACAUUGUUACUCUCCAUGGUUACUACACCUCUCCACACUUCAAUCUCCUCAUCUAUGAGCUCAUGCCUAAUGGAAGCUUAGAUUCUUAUCUGCACGGAAGAAAAUCUGGAGAUAGAAAGGUUUUGGAUUGGGCGGCGAGAUUAAAAAUCGCGGUUGGAGCGGCUAGAGGGAUUUCUUAUCUUCAUCAUGAUUGCAUCCCUCAUAUUAUCCAUAGAGAUAUCAAAUCUAGUAACAUACUUCUUGAUCAUAACAUGGAAGCUAGGGUUUCGGAUUUCGGUUUAGCCACUUUGAUGGAGCCAGACAAGACUCAUGUCUCAACGUUUGUUGCUGGAACGUUUGGAUACUUAGCUCCUGAGUAUUUUGAUACGGGUAAAGCGACAAUGAAAGGAGAUGUUUACAGCUUUGGAGUUGUUCUUCUUGAGCUUUUAACGGGAAGAAGACCAACAGAUGAUGAGUUUUUUGAAGAAGGAACAAAGCUUGUUACGUGGGUAAAAGGAGUGGUAAGAGACCAAAGAGAAGAGGUGGUGGUAGAUAACAGGUUAAGAGGAUCACCGGUUCAAGAGAUGAACGAUGUGUUUGGUAUAGCGAUGAUGUGUCUAGAACCGGAACCGGACGUUAGACCGACCAUGACCGAGGUCGUCAAAUUGCUUGAAUACAUUAGCCUUUAGAAAUGUUCCUUUUUCUGAUUCCUCUCUUCUGACCACAAGCUCGUGAGUGUAUGUUUUUAAGAAACUUAGGUUCUUGAUUGAACCAAUAAUAUUUCAGUUCCAAAAUAAAAGUUGCACUUCGAGAUUCGCUUCUUUGAUAAGUGGACUGGAAAGUUAAAACGUAAUUUAAAUAUUACAAAUCUAUAAUCUUUUU
Molecule: messenger RNA, 1477 nt
Organism: Brassica napus (rape)
Lineage: Eukaryota; Viridiplantae; Streptophyta; Magnoliopsida; Brassicales; Brassicaceae
Product: receptor-like serine/threonine-protein kinase At1g78530
Exons: 5
Coding region: 232-1284 (350 amino acids)
Biological process (GO): protein phosphorylation
Molecular function (GO): ATP binding; protein kinase activity
Source: RefSeq, a predicted model, not a curated record